CAUCAUUGGGUGUAUUAUUGGGAUCUGCUCUUUAUUUAGGAAGAAAAUAUUUCAAGGGACCAUAUGUUUCUUCACAAUUAUUGCAAAGUGAUUUGAGUGGACAAGUUGUAUUGGUAACAGGUGCCUCAAAGGGUGGAAUUGGUUAUGAGACUGUCAAGAGUUUGUAUCAAUUGGGAGCAAUUGUUGUGAUGGCUGUGAGAAAUGUUGAAAGAGGUGAAGUGGAAAAGAAGGAAUUAGUGGAAUUGUGUGGUGGAAAGAAGGUUGGAAAAUUGAUUGUAAUGAAAUUGGAUUUGGAAGAUUUGGAAUCUGUUAGAGAGUUUUCACGUCAAUUUUUGAAGGAUUUCACUCGAUUGGACAUUCUUGUCAAUAAUGCAGGUCUUGCCCAAGGUCCAGGUGUUUCCAAACAACAAAUUGAACUCCAUUUUGCAGUGAAUCAUCUAGGCCACUUCUUAUUGGUUCGCUUCUUGAAAGAUCUCAUCCAAGAGACUAGUGUCAAGUAUUCUAAACAAUGUAAGGUUAUCAAUGUUUCAAGUGAGGCUCAUUAUAGAGUCAUAACAGAAAAUGACAUCCUCGAUGCUGACAAAUUGGUCAAUCAAGAUGGUUCUAAUCUUCCAAUGUUAUUUGCUUAUGGUCAUUCCAAGUUUUGUAAUGUUAUCUUUACCAAAUCAUUGGCUAGAUAUUUUAAACAAGAUCCAAAGGCAAAUGUUGGUUGUUACUCUCUCCAUCCUGGUGUUGUCUCUACCAAUGUAUUCAGACAUUCCCCAACAAUUGUUCGUGGUAUCUUGUCAAUGCUUAGUUUGUACUUUUUGAAAACUCCAGAAUCUGGAGCUCAAACUCAAAUCUUCUUAGCACUUGAGAAGAAUGAAAAACUCUCCAAUGGAGGUUACUACAAGGAUUGUUCCGCACGUGAGGUAAGACCAGUGGCCAACAGUGAAAAUGUUCAAGACAGAUUGUGGACUUUGAGUGAGAAUUUGUGUAAAGAUUUUGCCUCUCUCUAAUUGAUCUAAUUGAUAUUAAAAAUUAUUAAGGUUAAU
Naegleria gruberi is the source of this 1034-nucleotide messenger RNA. Its product is annotated as FabG domain-containing protein. The transcript is spliced from 3 exons. The record is from RefSeq and is a predicted model, not a curated record. The coding region runs from base 189 to 998 and encodes 269 amino acids. NCBI's taxonomy places the organism in Eukaryota, Heterolobosea, Eutetramitea, Acrasida, Naegleriidae.